Molecule: messenger RNA, 3097 nt
Organism: Syzygium oleosum
Lineage: Eukaryota; Viridiplantae; Streptophyta; Magnoliopsida; Myrtales; Myrtaceae
Product: sucrose synthase 2
Exons: 15
Coding region: 320-2755 (811 amino acids)
Biological process (GO): sucrose metabolic process
Molecular function (GO): sucrose synthase activity
Source: RefSeq, a predicted model, not a curated record
UGGUGGUGGCGCCUCAUCUUUUGUCCACUUGCUUCGUGCUCCAAAGCAGACGUCGCCAUUAGCAGUUCCCCGAGUCCAACCCCGCCGCUAUUUAUUCCCUCGUCCUCUCUCGUCGCUCGACGCUUUGCCCAAUUCACGCUCCCACACCAAGCACUUCGCUUCCGAAACCCAGAUACGUAACGUAUAUAUACACACACCUCUAUCCGGUUGUUAGCAAAAGCUCGAUUCAUCGUUGCGCUUCGCUUGGCGAAUUCUUGGGUUCCUGCUCUGUUCUUUGAUCAGUUUGAGGAGGAGGGUUCGAAGGUGACUGUGUUCUCUCAUGGCGGCUCCGAAACUGGGUCGAAUUCCGAGCAUCAGAGAGCGGGUUGAGGACACUCUCUCCGGUCACAGGAACGAACUCGUCUCGCUCCUCUCCAGGUAUGUGGCUCAGGGGAAGGGGAUUCUGCAGCCGCAUCAUUUGCUGGACGAGCUCGAGAACAUCAUCCGCGAGGAUGAAGGGAAAAACUCUCUUAGCGAUGGCCCCUUCAGUGAGGUCUUGAAAUCCGCACAGGAAGCCAUAGUUUUACCUCCUUUCGUGGCUAUAGCAGUUCGUCCAAGGCCUGGUGUAUGGGAAUAUAUCCGCGUUAAUGUCUACGAACUGAGUGUAGAGCAACUGACUGUUUCAGAGUAUCUCAGGUUCAAGGAAGAACUUGUGGAUGGCAAGUCUGAAGACAGUUUUGUUCUUGAGCUUGAUUUUGAGCCAUUCAAUGCAAGUUUUCCCCGCCCAAAUCGGUCCUCAUCCAUUGGAAAUGGUGUUCAAUUUCUCAAUCGUCAUCUCUCGUCGAUUAUGUUUCGCAACAAAGACUGUUUGGAGCCAUUACUUGAUUUUCUUCGAGCACACAAAUAUAAAGGACAUACACUGAUGCUGAAUGAUAGACUACAGAGCAUCUCAAGGCUUCAGUCUGCUUUGGCUAAAGCAGAAGAUUAUCUUUCUAAACUGUCACCUGAUACACCAUACUCUGAAACUGAAUAUGUGUUACAAGGUAUGGGAUUUGAGAGAGGGUGGGGUGAUACUGCAGCGAGGGUACUAGAAAUGAUGCAUCUCCUAUUGGAUAUACUCCAGGCUCCUGAUCCCUCUACUCUAGAAACAUUUCUUGGGAGGAUACCUAUGGUGUUUAACGUUGUCAUUUUGUCUCCCCAUGGAUACUUUGGGCAAGCAAAUGUGUUGGGUUUACCUGACACCGGUGGGCAGGUUGUUUACAUACUGGAUCAAGUCCGUGCCUUGGAGAGUGAAAUGUUACUGAGGAUACAGAAGCAGGGGCUGGAUAUUGCUCCCAAAAUCCUUAUUGUUACUAGGCUAAUACCUGAUUCAAAGGGAACUUCCUGUAAUCAGCGGCUUGAAAGAGUUAGUGGAACAGAACAUAGUUAUAUCUUGCGAGUUCCUUUCAGAUCUGAGCAAGGAAUUCUGCGUAAAUGGAUCUCUCGGUUUGAUGUGUGGCCUUAUCUGGAGACGUUUGCCAUGGAUGCAGCACAUGAAAUUACAGCCGAGUUACAAGCAUUUCCUGAUUUUAUAAUUGGGAACUAUAGUGAUGGUAAUCUUGUUGCUUCGUUAUUGGCUUAUAAAAUGGGAGUCACGCAGUGCACCAUAGCACAUGCUCUGGAGAAGACAAAAUAUCCGGACUCUGACAUAUACUGGAAAAAGUUUGAUGAGAAGUACCACUUUUCAUGUCAAUUUACUGCUGACUUACUAGCCAUGAAUAAUGCGGACUUUAUCAUCACUAGCACAUACCAAGAAAUUGCAGGAACGAAGAAUACUGUUGGCCAGUAUGAGAGCCACACUGCUUUCACUCUUCCAGGGCAGUACAGAGUUGUUCAUGGAAUUGAUGUUUUUGAUCCGAAGUUCAACAUUGUCUCUCCUGGGGCAGAUAUGUGCAUCUAUUUCCCCUACUUUGAAAAGCAGAAGAGACUCACAGCUUUGCAUGGAUCAAUAGAAAAGCUGUUAUUUGAUCCUGAACAAAAUGAUGAGCACAUAGGAUCAUUGUCUGAUCGGUCCAAGCCCAUGAUCUUUUCCAUGGCAAGGCUGGACAAAGUGAAGAAUAUGACAGGGCUGGUUGAAUGCUAUGCUAAGAAUUCAAAAUUGAGGGAACUAGCAAAUCUUGUACUGGUGGCUGGUUACAUUGAUGUGAAGAAGUCCAAGGACAGAGAAGAGAUAGGAGAAAUCGAAAAGAUGCACGAACUGAUGAAGAAAUACAAUUUGGAUGGUCAAUUUCGUUGGAUAGCGGCCCAAACAAAUCGGGCACGUAAUGGAGAGCUUUACCGCUAUAUAGCAGACACAAAAGGUGUUUUUGUUCAGCCGGCUUUUUAUGAAGCUUUUGGGCUUACGGUCGUUGAGGCUAUGACAUGUGGCCUUCCAACAUUUGCCACUUGUCAUGGUGGUCCAGCAGAGAUAAUUGAACACGGUGUAUCAGGAUUUCAUAUUGAUCCAUAUCAUCCUGACCAGGCUGCCACAUUACUGACAGAUUUCUUUGAGCAAUGUAAAGAGGACCCCAGUCACUGGAAUAAAAUCUCUGAUGCUGGGCUUCAGAGGAUCUAUGAAAGGUACACCUGGAAGAUUUAUUCAGAGAGGCUGAUGACACUGGCGGGGGUUUAUGGCUUCUGGAAGUAUGUUUCAAAGCUCGAGAGGCGUGAGACCCGGCGAUAUCUUGAGAUGUUCUACAUUCUUAAAUUCCGGGAAUUGGUGAAAACUGUUCCCUUGGCAACUGAUGAACCCCAUUAAUCUGGCGGCAUCGACGAAGUAUGAAAGCUCGAGAGGGUUGUCACACGGGGGCAACCACUUUGUAAAUAUUGCUGUCUUUCACUCCGAUGCAGAAGCAUGAGCAUGCUGUAUUGAAUAAUCUGGGGGCAGAGUUCACGCCCUUCAUAUGAUGGUAUCAGUAAAAUAAUUCUGCAGCGAGGUUGUCACUGCGGUCUCGAGCGAAGAACGGUUUUCCCAAAGGAUGCUGCAGUUAUAGUUGUCUUGAGACAGUAAUGUAUAUGCAUCACGAGUUCCGAUCCUAAGAUGCUGAAUUGCUGAUAUCUGUAACGAGGUUGAAUGUGAAAUAACCUAUGCAUUAUCAAA